Brassica oleracea var. oleracea is the source of this 568-nucleotide messenger RNA. RefSeq names its product 60S ribosomal protein L35-2. Gene Ontology annotation, molecular function: mRNA binding; structural constituent of ribosome. Gene Ontology annotation, cellular component: cytosolic large ribosomal subunit; ribosome. Bases 67 to 438 code for a protein of 123 amino acids. The transcript is spliced from 4 exons. Gene Ontology annotation, biological process: maturation of LSU-rRNA from tricistronic rRNA transcript (SSU-rRNA, 5.8S rRNA, LSU-rRNA); translation. NCBI's taxonomy places the organism in Eukaryota, Viridiplantae, Streptophyta, Magnoliopsida, Brassicales, Brassicaceae. The record is from RefSeq and is a predicted model, not a curated record.
CCGUCAUCGUCCCCAUAACACAACACUCAAACAGAGUCAGGGGAAGCCAGAGAAGUCGAAGACGCCAUGGCAAGGAUCAAGGUUCAUGAGCUGAGAGAGAAAUCAAAAACGGAUCUUUCCACUCAGUUGAAAGAUUUCAAGGCCGAGCUAGCUCUUCUCCGCGUCGCCAAGGUCACUGGAGGUGCUCCCAACAAGCUCUCUAAGAUCAAGGUGGUGAGGAAAUCAAUCGCUCAGGUGUUGACAGUGAUCUCACAGAAGCAGAAGCUUGCUCUGAGAGAGGCGUAUAAGACCAAGAAGUUUUUGCCUCUUGAUCUUCGUCCCAAGAAGACUAGAGCUAUCAGGAGGAGACUCACCAAGCAUCAGGCAUCGCUGAAGACAGAAAGGGAGAAGAAGAAAGAAAUGUACUUUCCAAUUAGAAAGUAUGCUAUUAAGGUGUAACCUUGUUCUUAUUAAUCACAUCAUCAAUCUUUGUGUUUUGAAUUUUAGCUCUUGAGUGAGUUGGCUUUUUGUUUUAUGUUCCAUGUUAAAGACUCAUCUGAAUGAUAGAUUUUGAUUCACAAACGCAUUA